UUUGCUCUGGCCGGACAAUUUUUUGGUGCUUGAAACGAACCGGAUUCCGGAGCUAAGAGGCUGCGGUGUGAAGAGGAAAACCCGGUUCUUUUCAAACUCCACCUCCGAACCGGCCUCGAAACACCGUUGGUGUGAAUGAGACAUGUGCUCCAGUGAAAACAAAAUUACAAACAGUAAGCUCUUUGUGCAGCAGCAGGUUGCAUUUCACCACAGCCAGCCCUCCGCUCCACAGCGCCCCCUCUGGCCAGCCGCUGCACCGCGAGGACAAGCUGAGAGCCCGCUGAGCGACUGCUGCUGAAGACACAACACUGUUGUCUGCACUCAGCCUGACCUGCGACUGGCAAUGGACUACACGAACAACUCCUCCAACAGCAACACCUCCGGAGACACCAUGAGCUCCUCCUUAGCCAACAUUACCAUCAGCGACCAGCACCACCAGGAGAACGGCAUCAUGAAAGAGCCUGAAGCAGCUGUCAGUGAAAACGGGGCUACACCUCUGUCUGUGCUCUGUGACGACAAGGUGCACCCUGUGGAGACGUCAGAGAAGGCCGGUGUUGAAGCGGCAGGGCCUGAGCUCUCAGAAACAGAGAGCACUUCAUGUGGAGGCGAGGGGCAGCUUGCAGCAGCAGCAGCAGGAGGAGGAGCAGCUUCAACAGCUCAAGCAAAGAUCGAUAACGGCUCUGCAGAUAAGACCCCAACUGCUAUCAAACCAACCUCUUCCCCUAAAAGACCAUCCCCAGUCACCGGGGGCAACAAAACAAACUCUCCCUCCGGAAACGGCCCCAGCUCCAUCCCCAUUAAAACCAGCAGCCCGGGGCCCCGGCAGCCCGGAGGUCCCGGUCUUGCAAAGUCUCAAACCCAAGGAGUAAAAUCAGCAGCUCAAGCAGCUAGUGCCAAGAAACCUCCCACUCCAAAAAAUCAAAAAGAUGGGAGUGGCCAUAGCAGCCCCGGCACUAAAUCUCCCUCUAGCCAACUCUCUGCGAAGGCGGCGGAGGCCAACAAAGUGAAGAAAGUGGCGGUGGUGCGUUCUACGCCCAAAUCCCCGGGCUCGCUGAAGAGCCGCCCCCCCGUCCCUCUGGCUGCAGCGGCUCCAAUGCCCGACCUGAAGAAUGUCAGGUCCAAGGUCGGCUCCACAGACAACCUGAAGCACCAGCCUGGGGGGGGAAAGGUCCAAAUCCUUGACAAGAAGCUGGAGUUACCUAAUGUUUCAUCUCGUUGUGGAUCUAAGGACAACAUAAAGCACACCCCUGGAGGAGGCAAGGUUCAGAUUGUGCACAAAAAGGUCGAUCUGACCAACGUUCAGGCCAAAUGUGGAUCUAAAUCCAACCUCCACCAUAAGCCAGGUGGUGGGAAUAUCGAGAUCAAAAAUGAGAAGGUGGAGUUCAAAGGUCAGUCUAAGGUCGGCUCUCUGGGAAACAUCGGCCACGUCCCUGGAGGGGGGCAGAGGAGGAUUGAGAGCCACAAGCUGAGCUUCCGUGAGUCCGCCAAGGCGCGCACGGACCACGGCGCAGAGAUCGUCUCCCUGGAGGACUCCCCCCACCCCCUCAGCACCGUGUCCUCCUCCGGCAGCCUCAACAUUGCCGACUCCCCGCAGCUCUCCACACUGGCCGACCAGGUGUCCGCCUCCCUGGCCAAACAGGGCUUGUGAACACCCCCCCCCCCCCCAAACCUCCACCUGGCUCCACUCAACCACACGACCACGUAGAGGAGUUGUGAUGCCUCCCUCGUUAUUUUCACAGGACUUUUUUAGCUACCCAUCACUGUUUAUCCUUCACUAAACUGGCAUUACGUAGAGAGAGAGAAAAAUGAUUAACAAGUAUGUGUUUAAUUUCUCUCUGUGGUCUCUUCAUUUGCUAUUUUUACCUUUUGUAAGUCUCCCUUUUAAGAGUUUAAGCACCCCAGCAGAGCAAGAUUGUCCCUGUGAAUCCACAGAUCUUCAUACAUAUCCUGGUAAUCAUUUAACACUUGGUUCCCUGUCCCAUCGACUGUGGCCCUAGAUAGGUCUGUAUCUAACGUGUCCCCUUUCCUUUCCUGCUGGGGUCCGGGUUGUGCUAACGCAGAAGGAGCAGCUAACAGGGUACGGUGAGGGGUGUCGGAGGAAAACUGCUAAAAAGAAAAGUAGCAAAUUAAUUGUGCAAGGCAGAGAAAAUGCUUUCAGACCUCAGUGCUGUAUUUUGCUUGGUGUAGUCCCGACAUGACGGGGGUGUAACCUGGAUAAAAAAAAGAAAAGAAAAAACAGAACUGCUAGCGUAGAAACUUUGGUUUGUGUUGGGCACAGUUUUAUAAUCGUUCUCUGUGGAUAUAUGACAUGUAUUUGAUAUGAAGAAACAUUUGUAUCGUGCCUGCUACUGUCAGUGUUAUUUUAUUUUGUGUUACUGCUCUAUUGUAAAUGCGCUUAAGAAGAUCAAUUAACCUUAAGGCAUUUUAAACUGUCAUGGCCAAAUUAUUAAGAGGAAUAGAGACUCGAAGCUAGUCAUUGAUAACAGUAUUAUGCACAUUUAAGGUAGGUAGAAUAAUCAUCACAAUUACUGGAAGUUAUUCUUAAAGCGAGACAACGCAACUUCUGAUAAAAUGAUGCUAAGCUAACAGUGUUAAAGUAAAGACGCUAGUUGUAAAUUUGACUUUUAAGAUUGUGUUAGCUCCUCUCUUAAACGUUACAUAAUCUCACUUUAAAGGUGGAAAAAAUGUGUACAUUUGUUCUCAACCAUAAUGAUUAGCAGGUUGGUGGAUGAUGAUGAUGAUGAUGAUGGAUGAAGAUAGGUUGACUGGGCCAAGUUAAGUUGAGGGAAAGCUGUACAGCAGUUGAUGUUUGUCUCUGGACGGUUCUACAUGACACUAAAUUAGCUGGUUGCUUUUAGCUUCCCUAAUAAAAUACUAGAGAUCACGGCUAAGAAAAGCUACUCGGCCAAAAGUAUGUGGACACCCGAAUUCUCGGCCUAUAUCUCACGAAAUUAGAAGCAGCAAUGUGUCUGUAAUACUUCUGACUAACAUACUUAGCUUCCUCAGCUAAUUCCCAAGUUUAAAAGCAAAUAUUACAGUUAAUCGCUCUCAUGACACCUCAAUAUUAUCUUGAUCCACAGAUUCAAAGAGAGUAAUGAGUGUUUAGUGUUUUGUAAAGAUGCAACCAGCCGUUUUCCUCAAUUUGUAAUGAGAUCCUUAACAAUAUAACACUCCGUUCAUGUGCUCAAACCCGUCCUAAUGUUGAUCGGUACUCCAGUGACUCAUCACUAUUACCCGCAUUCAUGAAAACAAGUGAAACAACUUCUUGCAUGCACCUCAUGUAGGAGUCUGCCUGUUGCCCCCCCUUUCACAAAGUGGUCUCUUUGUACUUCCUGUUUAAUGAACACUUCCUGGAAAGACAUGAUCUAGAAAGAAAAGGUGGUUAUAAAGAGUCCACACUCCCAACUGUGUGUAUUUAACAUGUUGCCGACAUAGAUUUAAAGGUGUUUUAUCUCUAUGAUCGCAAAGAUAGGACUCAAGAGUGCUUGCACCUUUAUCUGCAUGCUGAGUUCUUUAGACCACAUCAUGUGUGGGUGAGAGGAGGAGGACGACGAGAGGUAAUGUGCUUCGGUGGGUCGGUUUUCUGCAGUAACAAAACUCAUCACCCUUUUUUCCGUUUGGUUGCUUCUGACGCUGUACAGUUGUGGAAAUGUGAUUGUUCUCGUUAUUGUGCAUUUGAUCAAUAACUGGUUUAUGAUGAUUCUUGUUGCUGUAUAUGUGUAUUUGAAAAUAAAUGCUACGAAGUCAC
Gymnodraco acuticeps is the source of this 3748-nucleotide messenger RNA. Its product is annotated as microtubule-associated protein tau-like. Gene Ontology annotation, molecular function: microtubule binding. The transcript has 16 exons. The record is from RefSeq and is a predicted model, not a curated record. Gene Ontology annotation, biological process: neuron projection development; microtubule cytoskeleton organization. Gene Ontology annotation, cellular component: neuron projection. NCBI's taxonomy places the organism in Eukaryota, Metazoa, Chordata, Actinopteri, Perciformes, Bathydraconidae. Bases 344 to 1648 code for a protein of 434 amino acids.